This is a messenger RNA of Brenthis ino (lesser marbled fritillary), 1452 nucleotides long. NCBI's taxonomy places the organism in Eukaryota, Metazoa, Arthropoda, Insecta, Lepidoptera, Nymphalidae. The record is from the annotation of a GenBank genome assembly.
AUGGCCCUAUCAAAAAAGACCGAUAUUCGUCAAAUGUGGCAAAAAAUCCCAUUCGCACUCGACUUCAAGGUGUAUCUUUUUAACUACACUAAUGCUGACGAGGUUCAAAAAGGAGCUUUACCUAUUGUGAAGGAAGUUGGACCUUAUUAUUUCGAAGAGUGGAAAGAAAAAGUGGAAGUUGAAGAUCAAGAUGACACAGAUACAAUUAACUACAAAAAGCUAGAUAAAUUCUACUUCAAGAAAGAGUUAUCAGGAUCGGGCUUAACUGGAGAAGAAGUAAUAGUUAUGCCCAAUGCAUUCAUGCUCGGUAUUGUUACAAUUAUAAAUCGGGAGAAACCAGCAAUGCUCAACAUGAUUGGGAAAGCUAUAAAUGGCAUAUUUGAUAAUCCUACAGAUGUGUUCAUUAGAGUCAAAGUUUUAGAUCUAUUAUUUCGAGGGGUUGUUAUAAAUUGUGCUAGAACUGAGUUCGCUCCUAAAGCAGUAUGUACAGCUUUGAAGAAAGAAGCUGCAGAUUCAUUGAUUUUUGAACCCAACAACCAAUAUAGAUUUUCUUUAUUUGGGAUGCGUAACGCGACCGUGGAUAAGCAUAUGAUAACUGUGAGACGUGGUAUAAAAAAUGUAAUGGAUGUUGGUAAAGUAGUGGCAAUCGAUGGUAAAAUGGAGCAAGAAAUUUGGAAAGACAAAUGUAACGAAUUCGAGGGAACAGAUGGAACUGUAUUUCCACCAUUUUUGACUGAAUUUGAUAAUCUAGAGUCAUUUUCUGGUGAUUUAUGCAGAACCUUCAAACCGUGGUACCAAAAGAAGACAUCCUACAAAGGUAUCAAAACUAACCGGUAUAUCGCCAACAUUGGGGAUCUCGCCAACGAUCCCGAACUCCAAUGUUACUGCGAGUCUCCAGAUAAAUGUCCGCCCAAUGGCUUAAUGGACUUGACCAAAUGUAUAGGUGCACCUAUGUAUGUGUCAUUGCCACAUUUCUACGACAGUGACCCACAGCUCCUACAAAAUGUUAAAGGGCUAAAUCCAGAUGUAAAAGAACAUGAAAUUACUAUUGAUUUUGAACCGAUUACUGGCACUCCAAUGGAAGCAAAACAAAGAGUACAGUUUAAUAUGCAGCUGAUAAAAGUUGAGAAAUUGGAAUUAUGCAAAGAUCUACCUGACGUUAUAGCGCCUUUGUUUUGGAUAGAAGAAGGUCUUGCUUUAAAUAAAACAUUUGUGAAUAUGUUGAAACAUCAACUUUUUAUACCUAAGCGUAUUGUGAGCGUAGUGCGCUGGAUGCUGGUGUCAUUUGGCUUCUUGGGCUGCCUCCUUUGCUUAGUGUUUCACUUCAAAGGGCACAUAGUUCGCUUCGCAGUAACGCCCGUCUCAUCAACCACAAAAGUAAACGCUGAAGCCACGAUCAACGAACAAAAAGACAUUAGUAUUGUUUCACAAGAACCUCCUAAAAUAGAGAUG